Molecule: messenger RNA, 9943 nt
Organism: Amoebophrya sp. A25
Lineage: Eukaryota; Dinophyceae; Syndiniales; Amoebophryaceae
Source: the annotation of a GenBank genome assembly
AUCGGAAUCAACUGCAUGAUGUUGACAUUGAGGAAAGAAGCACCUAGGUAUAUAUUGAAUGAAACUUCUUACAAAUAGAAAAAAAGUAGAUCACUGACUUCUAGUUGUACUUUAGUCGUUUCGACAGAGAAAGAGGCCAGGACACCACUUGGGAAUGCAAGGGGUUGACUCGUCUCUAAACAGCGAGCUAGAAUCUAGUAUCACCCACAAAAUUAGCGCGAAGCAAAUUCAUCAUUAUAAGGUUGUACUGUUUCCCAGCGUGUUGAUCUUGAUCGGUGCUGUGCAUGUUAUUACUCAGCAUGGUAAUGGUAAUGGUUGUGCCUGUCAUUGAGUAUCUAUUUGCGAGAACCUUUCCUUUGUAAUUGUGAGAAGCACGACCAUAAUUGAUAAAAAGUAAUCCACCUUGCUCUAAUCUUCAAGUUAAAGAUUGAUCAUUAUCUUCCUCUUCAGUGAAUGAUUCAAGGGUUCUCGUAAGCUCCUAAGAAGUCGCCACAUGCCUCAAAAAACGGUGACGCAACUUGGGAAGAAUUUAGGAACCGUACAACAGCAUUUGCAUUGUCGGGAAGAGGACGACUGCGAAAGCGGUGCUUUUUCGAAAUCGUAUGUACGGCGUGAUAAAAUACGACUCGUUUGCGUCUGCGAAAACAAGUGUGGUUUCAGCUAGACGUAUUGACUAUUGCUGGGACGUCAGAUCUUUCGGCCGACGCUCGUACUCGAACGGCCCUCACCUGCUUUGCAGCUGAUUCGUCGAGGCUCUUUGACGCGUUUCUGCAGAGGCUUUCCCUUAACAUAUUCAGGGAACCGUACGGCAGCGAUAGAUGGAGCAGGUUGACGUGAAAACGAAUUGCCAUCUUGUGUUAAUCUCCGUUGAGCAGAGGAAGAGCAGACGCAAGACAACGCCUUAAAAGUCGUUGUAUCUUGUUCGAUUAAGUAGGAAAGCAAGAGGUGAGGCACGGACAGAGAAACAUCACAUAACGUGACCCUCAACGCCGCGGAGUCGAUCGUGCCUUCCCUUCGUAGAGAGACAAGUGGUGCUGGUUCAUUGCGACGCCCUCUGCAUUGGCUCGAUGGUAGUGUCGAGGAGAUAUUUUUGUAAGCACAGAAGUUAGUACAACUUUUUCCUUCGGGAAUUCGAAAAGCGUCCGAGGUAAUCAACAAGCCAGGUAAAGCUAACGAUCCGAAACGAUAGUUACCGAACACUGGGACCUUGUUGCUUGAGAGAAAUUUUACCUUCAGAGAAUCGGCACGGCAGAGGCACCGGCGACCCUGUUACUUUGAUAGAAUUUUCCGUCAGGAGCUGGACGAGAUAGAAGAUACUGUUCUCCAUUUCUGUGCCUCUCGGAUCGCUCGUUCGCACUUGUACCACGUCUACUAGCGCGCAGAAUUUCACAAGUGAGUACCCCGCGAGUUCUAUAGAAGGGAAAAGAAAUAUAUAUUAUAUAGAAUACAUCUACAACUGUUCGCUGCAACCAGUACCACGGCAACAACCACUAUAGUUGCAAGUCGCUAGUGUGCAGUGACUGUAAACGGUGGCGGAGGCAACUAGUACAAACUGCAAUGCUGCAGUAAGUUGAGCAGCAACAUCAAGACGGCUUCAAAAGUUCCGAGAAUCGAAUGGCAGGGCCUCUUGUUGCGAGUAACGAGAGUAGCUGCAGUUUUACCGAUGCGAAGUCCGGUUGAUUCGCAUCCAGGAGGAGAGGCGGAGGCGCCGAUCCCGAAAAAGAGCAGUUAUAAAACACAUUCUGAGCAGCUCCAGCGGCCUCAGGGGAGCACCAUGAACGUGAACCGCCUUGCCGGAAAUUGGCUACAAGACGUACAUAUUUUCAUAUUUAUUUUGUGAAAAUCUUCUUUCAUCCUCAUCGUUAAGAAAAUAGCUCUUACUUUCUCGUCAACAAUAUGAUUCUUCUGAGACGCUCUACUUCUGGUAGCAUUUUUCUCCUCUACUAUUUUUGCGUUAACAUGAAGAAGUCUGUAUCUUGUAGCUGCAAGACCAAGAGACUAGUUAAAAAAUGGAUUCUUUCAUCAUGAUCAUUUUCUCUUUUCAUUGAUUGACAUGAUUAGAACGAGGCCAGCCGGACAAUACGGCCCAUGAGUAUCGGGAGUGCGGGAUCGCCAGUCGCGUCUCCGAUAAGGGCCUCAACAGGCAGUACAACAAAUUUCCAGCCUUAUACGGGUGGUAUGACUGCUCCUGGCCUCAGCAUGCCGAAUAUCCUUAUGUUGGUGACAAAAUAUGUCAUAUCUUGAAAUACAUUGAGAUUGACAUUGACAGAAGGUUGUGAAAGCAUCACAAUAGACCUGUAACUUCGGGGUAUAACAAUUAUCACGGUGUGCAGUGAGACGUAGAAAGGGGCGCUCGCUGUUCUAUCAGCUUUGGACUUACAACAUGUCUAUAAUGAGUGCAAGCGGGAGCUCAACAUCACAGCCCAGUGGAGGGAACGGCGUCGGUCUCGGGUUAGUAGGUGUUGGUCCGAACACAGGUGGCCUCGGGUCUUCGCUGAACAACACAAACGGUGCCGGACCAUUGUCGUUUUCACCACAUACUUCGCCAAACAUAGGGGGGUCUGCAGCCAUGAAUGCCGCGCGAUAUGCUGGCAAGCAUGGCGGACCUAGCAGCGGCGGCGGACAUGAGGCGGUACGACGAACUAUUUUCCUUUUCUUUGAUAUUUUAGUUGGUAGGUACUACAACUUUUACUUCGACUUUCACUUUCACAAAAUUGAUCUAUACAAAGUGAGUUGCUUUAUUGUGAUUGUCGUUGUCAUCGUCAUCGUCAUGGACUUCUUGGAGUAUCGCCUACCAACCCCCACAAAAAUUUUCAGGGUUACGGGUCAAGAGGGCUUGAUGGCGGGUCCCGAGGAAGUUUCUCAACGAGCCAGCAUCCCAAGCGAAAGCAGCCGCCAGAAUACAAUUUGGGGCCACCAAGAGAUCUCUCAAAGAGAGAGUCAGUAAAAAAGCGAGAUUCAUCGUACUUCAGUGAAUUUCACUUCUCUCAUACAAGCACAGAUUGAGACUCAAUUUUUCAUUGACAUUCUGAUGCUGAAUAUGCCAUGUAUAAAUCUACAUUUGUACAACAAUAGAUACUAUUGCUCAUCUAGAUCUAGAAGAUCUAAUGAUUCUAAAUCCUUUAGUUUUUUACCGUUGCUGUUUUCGAGCUGCAUCUUACAUAUUCCCAUAAUGAACUGUCAUUCUGAUGAAGAUAUUACAUCGAACGAUUCGAAGUCUAUCUUGUACACCGAACUGAUGUUGUUUUCACAGCUAAUUCUAAUGUUGAUUCGCAUUGCGAAUUUCGCAAUGAUCAUCUACGCACAAGCACAUCGAACUGAUAGAAUUGUUCAUCCAGGUCGCCUGCUCUCGAUGCCGAUCCGGAUGGGUUUGGGGAUUAUCUCGAAAGAUUACCAGAACCAAGCAAUAGUGGUUUUGGCGUCGCAGGUGGUUUUCCAGAUAACGAGCAUGAAGCUGUUGCCAUACUUACGGCUAGGUGGUGAUUACUGUCUCGUCUGGGGUAUCCUCAGCGAGGUGCCUACUACUACUUAAAAAUGUCAGGAAGGUUAUAAUGGCAAUGGGAUCUAACAGAUCAUACAUAAUUAUUUCAUGUGUGAAGAUAAUCCUGAGUGGAUCCAAUCUCCUUGGUGUCAAUGGGGCUUUAUUGGGGGAGAGGCGAGAAUCAGGGGGUAAUCAAGAAGAAUGAAAGUAACUACUCACUCAACCACGGGUAGUGAUUGCCUACGUCUAACAUACGUGCCCCUGACUCUACCAUAAUAUUCUCUCCGAAGGAGCGACCAAGCAUCGAACAAACAAGGUGCCACACCUGCAUCUCAACCUCCAUAUAUAUUCGUGCAACAAAAUUAUACAUAGAUGAAAUAUAAACAACAUCGAAGCGUGGUUGUAAAAAAUUUUGUGUAAAAUAGCAGAUGGCACUCUAGAAGACGAGACUUCGAUUGGUGACUGUCCAAUAUCUCACCACAACCACUUCCAGGAUUCCAUCGAAUUUCCACCAAAGUGGGCAAGCGGGAAUCUUCCCUAUGGAGCGCACGUCUUCUUCGCCGAGCUCUCCCAAUUCUAUGAGAGAAAGAGAAAAACGCAGGGGCGAGCAAGGUAAUGAGCAAACUGUGCUCCCACUCAGCGUGCCGAUUCCAGGACCGACGUCUGCAUCGGCCUCGACGCAGGUUCUUAUCGUUUCUAGUAAAUUUUAUUGAAUGUAGAACUAGGCAUAGAAGUCUAGGUCGACUUGUACGAGCUCUACGUGAAAAACUAAAGCGACGUUUUAUGUCAGUGUUAGGCUGCAGCAUUCUUAGUGCUAUUGAUUGCCGGGUCUCGCAUUAUAAUCUACGUAAGUAAAGAAAUUAGGAUUAGCAAUCUAGGAUCAGAUCAAAGGUAGAGUCUUUUGUGAGACUUCUUUUGUACUACUUGCUCGAGAAUAUCAAUGUAUGCUCGACCACCUGCGCAUCAGAUGUUAUCCGGUAGUAGCAGCAGUGCAACUGGGAAAAGUCAAAUGACACCAGAGCAAGAGACGAAGGCUCUCCUGAUGAAGCCAUUUUUUAAUCUUCCUGGUUUAAACAUGCCGACAAUUCGUUCCGACGAGUCUGUCCCUGUAUCUGCGCGAGCCUCACAAUUGUAUUGCUCUAGACAUUUCCUUUCGUUAUUAUCAUAAGUACAAAAAACUUGAUGCGAAAUUUGAAUAUGGUUGUCCAAUAGGUGAUUUUUCUUGAUGGCGGUGCUUGCGAAAAUGACAAAUAUCAAUUUGCAGGAUGAAGAAAUAUUUGAAUUUUUUGAAAAUGAUUACCUCGUCUGUCCUAAAAUAAUGAUAUCAGGGGUACGCUGGAUGGGUGGAUAAAUAAUAUGAACCUUGGGCGUAUAGAAACUGUGGAGCCGAAAAUAAUAAAACGCGUUAAGGAACUGCGCAUAAAUCGGGCGUUACGAAGAGACUUCCAAAAUUUCGCGCAAGAAAUCAAAGAGGUUUUCCCACAGGAAACAUUAGACGUCGUCUUCCAGAGGCGGAAAGGCUGUACUUCUUUUACAUGUCUCUAUGCAUACUGGUCCCUCUAAAGGUAGUGACUAUUUUAUGUACAACUAGGUUGUACAACUACACGAGAACGUACUAUAGGUUCAGCAGGUACUAGACGUGAUGUAAUGUGAAAAUAUGAGGAUGAUUUUUCGUUGUCUUGCUACAGGGAUUUCUGAUUUGAUUGCACUUCACAACUACUCUCAAUUUCUUUGACUUGCAUAUUGAUAAUUAAUUGUAACAACUGAAAACAGCUUCGAUCAAUCCGGUGGAUAUCAAGAAAUUUGCGGGAGCAGGGUUGAAUCAUGAAUUUAUCAUGAUUGGACCCUCAGGAGGAGGUGGAAAAUUGCUGAUAAAGGUCAUUGCCGUGCGCCAGGAAACACCUGGCGCUUCUCAGGGAGAGGCGGUCGAAACUGAGUACCUGAGGCACGUGUGCCCCGACUUACCGCGUGACCCAAACGUCUGUUUUCCCAUCGCCUCAUAUCGUGGCAAUAUCAAGCGACCCAAGGAUGCACAUGCAGAUGGUAUCACUACUUCUACUUGAAUUAAGUAGGAGUGCUCUGUGAAGAAUGCAAGGUAGAGACGAAUUGUGAUUAGAUCCUUGCUGAAUAGCCAUCAAAUCGAAAUUCGGCAAAUAAUUCUUGUGACUUUUGACUGCCGACGACAAAGAGAGGUAUUGAACACCGUAUCUACCGUCGCAGGACCCUAGCUUCAUAAGCACAAGAAUGAAUAUCCAGUUGCAUAGCAUUUUUCACAUAUGGAAACAGGUGGACUGAAGUAUUACGAUAUAGUGGUGUUGAAUUUUGUGGACGGGUGCAUAAAUAUUCGCGACCUAGUGAGCGCAUUUGAUCGCGCACCACAAGAGGUCCAAGGUGACCUCUACGGCUACAUGGAAGCCCUGAUAGGAAACCAGAUUCCAGUUCUUUUCCACCGGUACUACCUUUAAGGCGUGUUUUCCUAUUCAAUGCGAAUCAGAAUUUGUGAUUAACUCACCAGAGACGCUUUUCUGAAAGAGUGAAAAUAAUUCUCUGAAGAAGAUCUUAAUAAAAAAGAUGAAGCUAUUGAAUAUCAAGAUGAAUGGUCGAGGCUUUCUAAUACCUGAAACACCGACGAAAGAUGGGUGAUGGAAAGGCCGACAACAUUCUGAUGAGCAAGGACGGUAGCCUCCUUUUAUGGCGCUUGAAAUUUUUUAUUUUUUUUCACUGUUGCUUAUGCUUCCUGUCCCUCGUUCUCGUAAGCAAAGUCUUACAACUUUUCUCUGAGGUACAAUUUGAUGUAAGAUAAGGUCUUCGGCAGAUUGCCGAACAGAUUCACAUCAUCAAGGUGAAGGAAUUUUGAGAAAAUCCAAGACAUGUUAUAGAUAUAUGUGUCAGGGGUGGAGGCUGCCCCCCCCCUGUGGAUGGAGCGGUGGUGGCGUCCGCGCGCCCAUUUUUCCGCGGUGGUGACAUGUAAGGACCUCCAGGGGGAAGGUCCCAAAAGGCGGAGCCGGAGGCUCCUGGCGGCUCUCCGCGUGUACCCCACAGGCGUCCCGACUCUUGGACCUUAUCAGGGGGGCGGCCUCCGAGGGAAGAUGAAGGCCGCCGAAGGCGGCCACGGUCGCGAGGCUUGGCCCCUUUGGCCCUCAUCCCCCAACUGGUGGCAGCGUCCGCCACCACCAAACGCCUGGGGGGUUGAGGACUAAAGGCGAGGAGGAGCGGGGGCAAGGCGUGCCCGCCUGGGUUCUGUCGGAUACAUGCAGCACGGCGAAAGGGGUCAAGCCUUGCCACCUGCUGCCCUCGGAGGCCUUCCACCUCCCAAGAAACUCCCCCAGUGAGGAACCUGCACCCACUGGAGGCAUGUAGGGCACAGGCAACAAGCCGCAACAAGCCAAGGGGAGCCCAGCCUUGUCACCUUCGGAAGCCUUGCACUCCCGGCCUUCGGUGCUUCAACGGCCUCAGGGAUGGGGGCUCUGUAGGGUCCAGGCAAGAAGCGGGAAGGGGUCGGAGGUGGGCGGAAAAGGGUCCGGGGCGGGAGGCUCCCCCCCUCAAAAAUUUAGCUCUGGGGGGCUUCGCCCCUGGUCCCUGGAACAUAUAUAAAGGCACGAAUAGGUGACGUCGUUGUCGACCCACUUCAACUCAAUUACAUAUCACCAAGAAGAAGAACCCGAGUUCUAACCCUCUUGUGCGACAUCGGAAGUACUUUCAACGCAGUCAUUCGGCCGUGCGACAAGGGCGAGUUUCUCCGCUCGUUGCAACCAAGCCACGGAGACAGUCCGGUCAACCUUCUGAAGGAAGCCUUCGAGAGAUAUUUUCGAAGUACUUCAAUGUCCACUCACUAGUAUUACUAUAGUUUUCAUCUCGUCAGGGUCAGGGAAAUCUACUUAAGUAGCCACCUUGCAGAAUAUAUUCAAAUCAUCAAUUUUCAUCUCGUGUUGUACAACAAUGUAGUCUUAUUUUUAUUCUCGUGUAAUUACGAUAUCAUAAACUAUACUGCUCGUAAAUAGGCUCCUCAGUAGCAACAAAGUUAGUCUCUGUUGCUUCCCGUUUUAGGUCCUCCGGAUCACGCCACUGUGGACCUCCAUUCGUCCUUUCCGACAGUAAAUCAGAGGCAUAUGAAUGCAGAGUUGUCAAAGCAUCUAGAGGUUUAUCUCAGUCAGAAGGGUGGACUUCUGCGUACUGGAGCAGUGAAGACAGGAGUACUUUUCUGUUACAUAUUUUUGAAAAAAAGCACAUCAAACAUAAGUCACUAAUAAGUAUGACUAUCUCGAACCGCAAGCCUUCAAUGUUACGUUCAUCAUCGUUGUCGUCUUCGUGAUUUUUACUUCAAAGCUGAGCCUCAAUCUCAAUAACGCCUAAAAAAAUGCUCUCAGCAACUGGGAGCCGGCGUCUCGCUCAACGUUCCCACACUAGCCUCCGGUUUGGGUUUAACGGGCGUGUCAAGUGCUCCACAAACACUGAAUAUUAUGAAAAGAAUUGAGUAAGAGUUUGAGAAUGACAGAAUUUAGAAGUAUGAUAAUCGUGGACAUUGCACAAACACACUAACAGGAGUAACAAAAAUUCCAGCAAGGAAGAAGUAGAACGCAAAACGUGCUGCUGGGAGAUGCCUCGUUUCUUUGUUUGUGGAUCCAUAAUUUUUCAUAGCUCUAAUAAUGUGAGCAAUAAAGUGACGCUCCAGACGCCAGCGAACAUGCCGACACUUGGUGCACCUGGAGGAUUCACUUUUGGCGUUAAUCGCUAGCUUUCCGGCCAACGCAGAGCCUGGAGAAUCCAGGAUAUUCAGACUCACUUCAUGAGUAGAUUCCUGUGUGACAGACAGAGUGCUUGUAUCCCAGAGAGCAUCUACUACACGCAUGACUUAUAAAUAUAUCCUAUUUCUUCUAAAAAGUGUUUAUCAAUUUUGAGCAUAGAGAUUUCGUCACGAUUGGAAAGCUGUAGAAGUAGAAGGCUGCGUGAGAAUUACUUAUGUAGUUCAGGGAAGUACUGUGUUUUCUCACUGGCCUUCUACAGACACGCUAAUCAUUUACCGGGACUCUGCAGAUUCUCCUCUUUACGCUGUGUCACAUGAAGACCUCAACGUUUACCCUAAGUCCUAAGAAUUCGGAUGGCUAAAGUGCUCUCCAUAGAAAUUCCUGAUCUAUAAUGUUUUUUAUGUUAACUUCGUCUAGCUUUUCUUUUCAUUUCUUCGCAGUGCAGCAAGCACAAGAUACUGAGAAUGUCUUCGGUUCGGAGGCAGCAUAUUACCAGUUGAUGACCGUAUUAGCUUCUGUUUUGUCAUGUCCUCGUAUCUUCCCAGGAGCAACGCAUUAGCAGUUUCCUUGUCCCAUGUUUCUCCAUAGCACAACGAAUGUUUUGAAAGCUAGUACAGCUACAACCUGAACAAGUGAUAUUUGAUAAAUAACUAAGUAUCUAGGUAAAUAAUAUGAGAGUUGUGACGUUUAUCAAAAUUUCAGGUACUCGGAUGAUCAUUCAAACACGUUAGGUCUACCACGCUAAUGAUUGCCUGCUAGGACUAUUAGUCUAGUUUUUGCAGAGAAUUUUGUUUUCGGGUGACGACUUCAUCUUUUUUCAGCUUCUGAUGCAUAUACUGGAGAAUCGGCAUUGAUGGAGGGGAGCACUCCUGUGCAUCCAUGCAGAGUUAUAGCCGAGACACAUUUUUAAUUUUAUGAGACUGAGACACUCAUGCGACCACUUUUUGAAGAUUUUGAUUUCACGACUUCGCUGGAGAAUUAUGUUAAAAAGGAAGAUAGCUUUUCGGAAUCGUUGGAACGACGGUCACCCUGCUGGCGUGCAUCUCGGGGUCACCUCCGGUCUCGAGCAGCGCUUUGAGUUCGAGAGCGAGCAAAAUGCAUAAUGGCGACAGAAGAUUUGUCCUGCAAGUUGAGAGUCGUUCCGCUGAUGUAGUCGAGUGUCGGUAAUGUUUGUAAUCAUGGAGUAGAAGAUCCUUGUCGUUUUCAAAAAUUUCUAAGCCUGGCUUCGGCGUCGCACCCGCUAGGUGAGUUUCUCUAGCUAUAUGCAGAUCGUUGGUUAGGUGCUAGCGCAACGCUAGGAAUUAUAUACGCACUUGAGCGGCCUACUUUUGAUCGUUAACCAGGAGCCAGCUCCCGAAAUAAGUCGAAGAUGUUGAACAAUUAUAUAUAAAUGCGGAAAGAGCCAUAGACUCCGAAUGAUUGCGGAGUAGCGUUUGCGCCUAACUAACUUCUAAGGGCAAAGUAAGAGGUCAAACAAAAAAAGGGGGGCCAGCAUAUUCGCGAGACCAGGACUGAAGUGUGGAGGUUAGUCUUUUCCGGAAAAACUUAACGACAUCAAAGCUAUUCGUUCUAGUUUUGAGCUAUUUCUUUCAUCGUCUGUUUUAAACGCAAAUCACACAUCACCACCUCCCACAACGAACCGGCUAUGCAAAAAUCAAUCGCCACACGAAUCACCUCAAUUAUGCAACCUUUCUACUUUUUGUCAUGCGUUUUAACC